CCAUAUAUCUGCGCUUGCUCUGCUCGCUCGGGAGUUGUAGCUCUCUAAGGGGGCCCAGCGUUUAGGGUUUACGGAGGUUGCAAGACGCGAUUGCCCCCGGGUUGCUCUCUUACGACCAAGUCGGCGUUCAUCCUAUAUACGUCCGCUGAAGUCAUUGAUCAGUACUCGCGAGAUAGCGGCGCCUCCUCUCCUCGACGCCUGCUUCACGGAUAUCGCUGCCAUUACGAACUCCUUCACGACUUCUACGCCUCAACGCAAUGUCCUCCAUGUUCAAGAAACUGAAGAAGUUCAUCGAUGCCGACCCGGACGCCCCCAAGCUGGGCCCCGUCCCAUUGCCAGAGGUCGAAGAUACGAUAGUAUACAGCAUGGUGCAGCAGGAGAAGCCGUCAAAGCCCAAGUGGCGAGACGAAUGCAUGUCCGACGGGGAAGUGAUGAUGAGACGGCCUCGGAAACCAUCGCUGAUAGCGAGGUCGUCGACACCUGCCCCAAAGCCGGUCAAGGCCGUGGUUGAUGUGCCGCCCAGACCUGCUGCGCCGAAGUCGACGAUGAUGGAUUGCAGGAUACAGUCUAUCAACCUGCACUGGUUGCUGCUCCCGUACGACUGCCGGAGGUCGCGCGGUCACCUUGAAUUCGACAUCACACAACGCAUCGACAGGAUUCGAUUAUGGCCCCCAAGAGGGAGCCCUCGACCGCUUACUGUGGAGGAACUCAACAAGCCCGUGGCGGAUCGAACGCUCACGAAGAUGGAUAUUGCGUGCAACCAUCUCCCGUGGUGUGUCCGAAUACGGCGUGAAGAGGGCAUACGCAUAGUGGAUGUCCUAGACGGAAUCCAGAAGACGUACUACCGCACGCUCACGGAUGCCGAUCGCGAACGGAUACCGCCACAGCGACUCCCCGCCUGCCAUCGUGCGUUCAAGCAUCGCUGUCGAACAGCGCUUGCCCUGCCUGAGGUAGUGGAACGCGAGGGCAUGCGGCGGGUAGAUAUGCUGGAGGGCAAGACGAUGUUCCUGGGAUUGAUCUGUCCCCCGCCGGACCAGAGUCAGUCUCAGUGGAUACUCCACAUGGGUAAGGCGAGGGAUUCAUCGCAUUGAACUAUUUUCACUAUUACACGAGCAUGAGGUGGCUCUUCUUUCUUCGAAUUCUUUGCCGACCAGUUCGGUCCACGGUCGUUGAAUCUGGUCCAGCAUGGCACUACGCAUUCUCAUUUCUCUCUUACGCGCACUACGUAUGGACGUCAGCAUUCCUCUUGUACCAUCACGCAUUAUCUCUGCAUAGUCCUACACACACUCGACCUGGCUGGUUCUUCCCUUUUCCGUAUCCCUAUCCGCUAUACACCCCUCUCCUAUCCUCACUCCCACUCACAUCCCA
Messenger RNA from Gloeophyllum trabeum ATCC 11539, 1368 nucleotides. RefSeq lists its product as uncharacterized. NCBI's taxonomy places the organism in Eukaryota, Fungi, Basidiomycota, Agaricomycetes, Gloeophyllales, Gloeophyllaceae. The transcript is spliced from 3 exons. The record is from RefSeq and is a predicted model, not a curated record. The coding region runs from base 258 to 1091 and encodes 277 amino acids.